Molecule: messenger RNA, 1851 nt
Organism: Striga hermonthica
Lineage: Eukaryota; Viridiplantae; Streptophyta; Magnoliopsida; Lamiales; Orobanchaceae
Source: the annotation of a GenBank genome assembly
AUGGCGAGAGCCUGUCUCGGCCUCACCACCCCUCUCUCCUCCUCCCUCCGCCACGCUACUCAUCACCCUUUCACUUUUUGUACGCCCUCCCAUUUUCUUAGUUCCAUCGCUGCUACUGCAGUUCCCCAAUCCUCCUCCCUCAGCUUCCACACCUCACUCGAAGUCGUCGGUGGCGCCGUGGACAAAUUCCUGCCCGCAUUCAAAACCCUUCAUCUUCCUUACGUUCCUUACCCCUUGAUAGCCUGGAAUCGCCACGUGGAGACCAUUUUCGCCGCAUUUUUCCGGUCACUCCCUGAGGUCAAGUUCCGGCGUGAGUGUCUCCGCACUAGGGACGACGGUGCCGUCUCUCUCGACUGGGUCUCCGGAGACGACCGGAAAUUGCCGUCGGAUGCUCCCCUUCUCAUUUUGCUUCCAGGUUUGAGUGGUGGUAGUGGGGACACGUACGUGAGACAUAUGUUGUUGCAGGCUAGGGGUAAAGGAUGGCGGGUGGUGGUGUUUAAUAGCAGAGGUUGUGGGGACAGCCCUGUGACCACAGCUCAGUUGUAUUCAGCUUCAUUCUUAGGAGAUAUAUCUGAGGUAGUGAAUCAUGUUGGUAACUGUUACCCAAAUGCAAAUUUAUAUGCUAUUGGCUGGUCUCUUGGAGCUAAUAUUCUUGUUCGAUACCUGGGUCAGGAAUCUUUCACUUGCCCUCUUGCUGGUGCCAUAUCUUUAUGCAAUCCAUUUAAUUUGGUAAUUGCAGAUGAAGAUUUUCGUAAAGGCUUUAACAUUGUUUAUGACAAAGCUCUGGCUAAUGCUCUUUGCAAAAUCUUCAGGAGACAUGGUCUUCUUUUUGAGGAUAUUGGAGGUGAAUUCAAUAUUCCUCUUGCUGCUAAUGCCAAAUCUGUGAGAGAAUUCGACGAGGGGCUAACCCGAGUUUCAUUUGGAUUUCAAUCUGUGGAUGAAUACUACUCAAAGUCGAGCAGUUCAGAUUUUGUUAGGAAUGUCACCAUUCCUCUGCUUUGCAUUCAGGCAAGUAUAGUUUAUCUUGGAAAUAGUGUAGUUUAUGAUUCAUGUGAUAAAAAAGGCAUAUCUGUUGUUGGUUUACUUUUGUUUAUAAUAAAUAAUAAUCUGUGUCAGGCUGAAAAUGAUCCGAUUGCACCAUCUCGGGGAAUUCCUCGUGAAGACAUAGAGGUUUACCACAACCCUCAAUAUAUCCUCCAAGUACUGGAUCGUACGCUUCGACUGACCAUCUAUGUGGGGGUGAAAGGCUGUACUGAACUCCAACCUCGUCCCCAUGGCUCGGUGCAACGUCCUCCAGAACUGGGAUGUGAACUUGUCAUCUCGAUCCAAAACAAUCUCCACGGGCACUCCAUGAAGCUUAACAAUGACCUUGACGAACAAUUCGGCGUAAUCACUCGCCUUCAUGGUCGUCCGGACUGGAAGAAAAUGGGCAGACUUCGUAAGGCGAUCCACUAUCACCCAAAUCGAAUCAUACCCGCCACUCGACUUCGGCAUUCAGUAUAUUCAGAGAUGACUCUAGAAUUUAGUAUCUUCCGAUAUGACUCUAGAGUUCCUCAGGAUUCAGGUCAGUAUUUAUCGGCCAUUUUUGGCAACUCGUCAAGAGAUUUGUGUGCGUUAGUAAUCAGUCAGAAUAUUAUCACGUGUUCAAUAAUGUUGAACUUUCUCAAUGUUCAGAUGCCGCCCCGUAGGGAACCCGAUCACCCGGGUCCUACUCAGGCCACAGUAGUCGCACAGUUCCGCGACUAUCAUGUUGAAAAAUUCUCAGGGCAGGGAGAUCCCCGCAUCGUAGACGAAUGGAUUCAGGGCCUUGAGUUUAUCUUCGAGGUCAUAGAUUGUCCUGAUAGAUAUCGC